Molecule: messenger RNA, 2909 nt
Organism: Acaulospora colombiana
Lineage: Eukaryota; Fungi; Glomeromycota; Glomeromycetes; Diversisporales; Acaulosporaceae
Source: the annotation of a GenBank genome assembly
UUUUUGGCGGUGCACCCGAAAAGGUCGAAGGAAAAUUAGACGACGGCAUUUAUAUUCUUGACACAGCUUCUAGAACUUGGAGUAAACAUGUUGCAAACGGUAAUCCUCCUAACGGCCUGAUUGGACAUACUGCCACAAUUAUCGGAUCGGUUAUUUAUAUGUUUGGAGGACAAAAGUUUGGAUCGUAUUCUAAUGAUUUUGUUAGCCUUGAUCUGAAGGCUCUAAAGUUGCAAAAAAAGAAGGGCAAAUUCGGUAAAUUUUCUCUGGGACGAAAUCGAGAAAACUCCGCGGGACUUUGUUGGAAUGUUGUCGAUGCCAUAAAUGAAGGACCACCGGCUCGAAGGACAAGGACUUGGACAAAUUUGUCAUGCAUCGGAUAUUUUCCUGUCCCGAGGGAGAGGCAUUCGGCCGUAAUUGUUGAUGAAGUUAUAUACAUUUUUGGCGGGAUAACCCAGGAGGGUGAAGAGUUGGAUGAUUUGGUAGCAUUUAGGAUCACCAAUCAAAGAUGGUACAGGUUUCCGCAAAUGGGCCCAUCUCCUAGUGCCAGAUAUGGAUUGUCUAUGUCUGUGGUGGAUGAAAAAAUUUUUAUAUUCGGCGGAGAUUCCAAGAAAUUACCAAAGCCUGAUUCAGAAGGAGACAUUCAUGUAUUGGAUACAUCAAAAAUUAAAUUCCCGCCUGGCACUCUGCCCGGUAUGCCAAUGCUGACACGACGAGACUCUUAUUCGCAGAGACGGUCGAUGGAUUCGUCGAGGUCAGAAAAUGAAUCUUCCACGGUACCUAAAAUUUUAGUAGUGGCACCACAAGAAUCGGAAGAUAGUAGCGAACAGCCUACAACCUCGCAUGCACAACCAACUCCUGAAUUUCGUGUCAAGACGAAACCCAAUCUUGUAAUUGUGGUGCCACCAAUUGGUGACUUCAACAAACAUAUGCCCACAGAUCAGAACCUUCAUCGAGAUCCGCCGAUAGAUUCCGACCAAGAUGAUGAAGGAAAGAAUAUGGUCGAGCAAGACGUGGAAAAUCAAUCACCGUCCUUUGAAUUACAAGAUGUGGAGGUUUCUACGGGUAAUCAUCAAGAUUUAUCUUUCGUGAACGAGAGUAAUAUGCCAACAUCAGGAUUACAAAUAAACGACCCUGUGGUAAUACCGUAUCCGCCAGAAGUGGAAUCUGUUAGUGCCGAUUUCUCGGAGUUGGAAAUUAUGCCGAGAGAUAGGAAAACUCGAUUAGACACGAUAAAUGAAGAUGUAGAAGAAGAUUCAGAGCAAUGCAACACCGAAUAUGAUUCGGAUUCAGUGUACGACAAUUCGGAAGAAAAUUCUGAGCAUGAGAACUCUGAAGACGACAUGGGGGUUCGUGUUGAGGAUUUGAAUAUGCAAUCAAAUUCAGUGGAAGUUGAUCAUGUAGAUGUGCCUGUUCAGGACAAUAAUAGCGAGGAGAUUGAUGAAGAACCCAAUAGUGACCAUCGAAGUUCACCAUUACAACUUCAUCGUGGCACCAACAGACCUCCGGAGAAUAAAACGCAUAUCACAGCACAUAUAGCAAAUUCGCCUGCGUUAGAUCGGUCCGAUGUUAGCAAAGCCAAACAUUUAUCCCUUCCCAACAGCCUUGACAAUUAUUCAUUGUCCAAAAAAGGUGAACAUGACUAUGACAUAUCAUCGUUGAUGAACAGGCUUACAAUGCAAUCCCCUAUGGUUCCAGCAGUGUCGACACCUGAUAAAGAGAGCUUCAUGUCGUUUCCAGAAUCUACCAGGGGUUCUCCUGAAUUAAAUGUGGAAAGUUCUGGAGUCGAGGAGAAGGAUGACCGUGUGCCAGAAUUAGAACAGGAACCCGACAUUGAAGAGUAUAAACGACGAGAGAUAUGGUACAAUGCCGAAUUAGAUUUUGCCAGAAAGUUGGGCUACCUAACCGAUCUAAAUUAUAGCGACGAUGUUGAUUUUGAAGUGAUGAAGACCAAUUUUGGAGAACCGGGAAGCGAAAAAUAUAGAGUAAUGCAAUCGAUUAUCAAGAUGAAACAGGAGUUGGCAAAAGCUAAGGAAAUCAUUGAAUCACAAGCACAAACCGCGUCGGAAAGGGUAACGCUCGCUGAAAAGGAGAAAACUGCCGCGCUCGAAGAGGCUGCCCUUUACAAAAUCAAACUCGAAGAACUCAAGCCUUCGGAACCGGAAAUCAAUUCUCAAGAAUCCGGGAGAGUCGCGAAACUGGAAUCACAGUUGGCCCAAGUUCUCAAAGAGAACAAAUUACUAUCGAAUCAACUACUCAAGUAUUACAAAAAAACCGAAAGAGAAAGAGUCAAGGCACAAUCAUACCAUGAACGAGAAAAUUCGGAGAACGUGCGGACCGAAAUGUCUAAUCGGUCACGAGAACAUGUUUUCCCGGAAUUGGAGAAAUUAAGGACACGCGUGGUGAAUUCUGAGGCCCAACUGAAGGAAAGCAAUCAUCAACUGGCGAAGAUGGAUUCAGAAUUGAAGAUGCACAAGGAAGAGUCGAGAGUACAAAUUUCCCAACUAACAGAAUCCCUCGAAAAGUACUACAUAAUAUUUAACCAAAUUAAUAAUUCAAUUAAUGUCACCAACGAGAGAUCCGACAGGUUGGAAAAAAUAUUAAGAAAAUUAAGAAACGAGAAAAACAAGUAUGAGGCCGAGAUCGCGGAAUUGAAGGUUGAAUUGAACACAAAGCACAAGGAAGUGGUGCAAGUGGAGGAUAAGCUCAAGGAUAUGGAGAAAUUGUUGGAAAAUGUGCAGGAUGAAGGGAGGAUAUUGAGAUUAAUGAUGCAAGAGGGUAUAAAAGAAUUAUUGAAUAUUAAUUUAGAGUGUGGUAAGGGUGGGGAAAAUGUUUGGCAGGCUAUAAAGUUGAGACAGCUCGAAGAAGAGCUGGAGCAAUUGAAAAGUCAGCAAGAUGAAAAUGAUAUUUAG